Messenger RNA from Paramecium primaurelia, 1428 nucleotides. The record is from the annotation of a GenBank genome assembly. Lineage: Eukaryota; Ciliophora; Oligohymenophorea; Peniculida; Parameciidae.
AUGCUAGAAAUUUAAUAAGUAGCAAAUGAAAUCAAAGAGAAAUUGAGAUACAAAAAUGUAAUAUAUUUAUUUUAGUAACUUAUAGGAGGAUGAUUUAAUAAUAUAAUCAUUUAUAUUGGGAAUUUUACAAGGAAAAGAUACUUAAUCAUCUUAAAAAGAUUUUUUCCAAUCAAAUUUAGAAAUACUUAUGAGUUUGAAUAUGCUUAUAGAUAUUAAAGUGUAUAAACAUCAAAGAGUCUAAUAGCUAUAUAAUGAAGCCUUGAGAGGACAUUCAGAUGUAUUAUGUUAUUUUAAAGUUCAAGUUAAAAUAACUAUGUAUAUAAUUAGAAAAAGAGGUUUUUGAAGGCGAAUAUUCUUAGUAGGAUACUAAUCUGACAUCAAUGACUACAUCAAAUAAUUAAGAACAAAUAUCUCAAAUAUUUACAUAGAAAAAAAAUUAGAAACUGUAAAAUUAAUCAAAUUGGGAAAUUUAAUCUUAGCCUUCUAUUUUAUUUCCAUUGAAAUAACAACAAUAAUAAGAUUUCAACCAAUUUAAAAAUGCUUCUAUGAUAUAUUAAUCUUUAACAAAAGAUAAAUUUGAUGAAUCAAAAAGCUUUGAAUUAGCUUUGUAAUUGCAGAAAUAGUAUAUUAAUUCUUUAUUAUAGAUUUGAAGAAGAAUAAUAAUUGGAGUAGCUAAAAUUAUAGUAAGAUUAUCAAGAAUACUAAUAAUUCGAAGAUGAUAAGAAAAAUUAAAUUGAAUGCAAAAUCUGUUUAGAAAAUAUUGCAUUUGCAGAGAUGGCAACUUUAUAUUGUACACAUAUUUUCCAUUAGAAAUGUUUAAAUCAAUAUUGCAAAACUUAAAUAUCAUCAAGAUAAUUCCCCAUUUUAUGUCCUUCUGGAUGCAAAAAUAAUAUAAUCUAUUCAGAUUUAAUAGAAGUGCUAGAUGAUCAAUAAUUAAUUGAAUUUCAAUAAUUAACAUUUAAGGCAUAUAUAGAAAGUCAUGGUGAUGAAGUAUCAAAUUUUAUUCUAUUGUAGUAUUCAUGGUGUCCAACACCUGACUGUAAAUUUGUUUUUGUUGCUGGAGGGAAUCCUUAAUUGGAUUGUCCUGUUUGUAAGAAAUCAUAUUGUUUAGAUUGCAAAAUUGAAUAUCAUAAUGGAUUUUCAUGCCAUGAAUUUAAGGAAAAAAAGAAAAUGGAAUCUAGAUUAAAAAAUGAAAAAUUUCUUGAUGAUAAAUUCUUUAGUUUUAUAAAAGGGGCUAAGUAUAAAUAAUGUCCAAAGUGUAAAUUUUGGGUUGAAAAAAGUGAAGGAUGCAAUCAUAUGACAUGUAGGUGUAAAUUUGAAUUUUGUUAUGUUUGUGGAGGAGUGUAUUAGAAAUGUGCAUGUGUUAAAUAAGCACAUGAUAAUUGGCCUACACCUUUAAAUAGAAACAGAAAUUAGAGGAGGAUAUGA